Molecule: messenger RNA, 1635 nt
Organism: Ciona intestinalis (vase tunicate)
Lineage: Eukaryota; Metazoa; Chordata; Ascidiacea; Phlebobranchia; Cionidae
Source: RefSeq, a predicted model, not a curated record
UAUCUGUAUAGGUGUUUACGACAAGUAAUGUCUGAAAAAGUGCAGCAGUUUCAAAGUUAUACUGUGGGGGACAAUAUGCCGAUCAAAAAUAAAACUGAAACAGUCGUAGAGAAGAAACGAGGAAUAUACGCCCUUCCACCAUCAGUUCAACUGGUUGUUCUAAUCGUGAUCGUGUUUGCACUCUAUGUAGUGCAUAGUGGUUGCCAGGAAUGGUUGUUCCGAACCGAGAUCAAGGACUAUGGGAUGGUGGUUACUUUGAUGCAGUUUGGUUUCUGUACAAUGUUUGGCAUGGUAGAACAAAAGAUACGAUCCGGGAAAUUAGAAAGAAAAGUCCCCCUUAAAACAUACGCAGGCAUCGCGUUGCUAACCGUUGGUACCAGCGGAUUGUCCAACACCUCACUUGGUAGCUUGAAUUAUCCAACGCAAUUAAUAUUCAAGUCAAGUAAACUUAUUCCUGUCAUGGUGGGUGGGAUCCUAAUACAAGGCAAGAAGUUCUCCAUGUAUGACUUGGUAUCCUGUUUAUUAAUGACAGUUGGCUUAAUCAUGUUCGUCCUCACCGAUCAAAAAGUUUCACCAAACUUUGAAGCAACCGGGAUAAUUCUUAUAUCGCUUGCUUUAUGCUGUGAUGCCGCUAUUGGUAAUAUACAGGAAAUGACGUUCAAACAGUACAAGCCACCUAACGCAGAAAUGGUUCUGUAUUCUUAUGGGAUCGGCUUUAUAGUUUUACUUGUUGGAAAUUCUGCGUUCUCACUUUUACAUGUUGUUGGGAUUAUUGUUUCUAAUGCGCAAAUAAUGGUCGCUCUGUUUUUCUUCUCUUUCUCCGGAUAUGUUGGUCUACAUUUCGUUUUGGAUCUUGUCAAAAUAUUCGGCGCUUUGCUUGCUGUUACUGUCACUACUUGCAGGAAAGCAGUUUCAAUCGUUCUCUCAUUCAUGUUCUUUGCCAAGCCAUUUUCCAUUAUGUACUUAUGGGCCGGAUUGUUGGUUUUACUGGGAAUUUGCAUCAACAUUUACAGCAAAAACAAGGCGAAAAUUAACGAAAAGGUGGCGGCUUUUAUAAAAAGAAAAAAGACAGAAGAAAGUUAAAUUCCUGCUUUUUCUUGGUUGGUUGCCAAUUAUAGUAGAGGGGAAGACGGGACGCUUUUAGCACAUAAUAUUUUAUAAUUCUUUGAUUGUUCUUUGUUUACUACCAAAUGGGACGAAAAAAAUAAAAUGAAAAGGUUUCCUAUCUCCCCCACCCUACUGUAUUUAUUUUCCUCUAAUAGUGAAAACCAGAGUUCGUAUAUAAACAUUUUUUGUAUACCAACUCCGGUAAAAUCUACAUUUCUUUGCUCUUUGAACGUUAUUUAUGUAUAGUAAGUGGGGAAAGUUGGGACAUCUUUAGCACAUAAUAUCCAAAUAUCCUGAUCGUGUUUUAAACAAUUAACAACGGUCUAUGGUAGUCGUGAGGAAACGGUUUUAUAUUUCUUUAAAUGUUCUUUGUUUACUCUUAAACGAGAUAAGAAAUGGUACGAAGUGUCCCUUCUUCCCCCACCCUACUAUAUAUAUAUACUAUCCCGCGUUUUUAGUGUUCUACUUCGCAGUUUGAGAUCCGUAAUCUAAAUACAGACAAAUAAUAAACCGUGUACUUUGAUCAGA